CGGAGCGGAGCCCACCCAUUCCUCCCCAACCUCCCACGUGUUUCCUCCUUUUCCCCGAUUCACCUGCCGCCAUGAGCACACCAUGCGCCGCCCCACCGCCGCUCCCAGCCACCGUGCCACCCCGCCCCAGAUCCUGCCGUCGCAGCGCCCCCACCCACGGAUCUGGCUGUCGCGCCUCCCCGCUCCAACCCCAGCUUUCGGCCACGCGCAAGACUCCAUCUGGCGGCGCCACGGCGACCUCCACCAACCAACCUCCGCUCGUCGGGAUCCUUCGGCUGCGCGACAGCCACCAACCCGUGUCCCAAGACGCCGGGAUCCUGCCACCGCGCGACCCUCCUCCACCUUCCACUGUGACCUUCCUCCACUUGCCACCACGACCUUCUCCCUUCCGCCGCGCGCCCAUCGCCUCCGGCGGUUCCGCCUGCAUCACCUCCACCUCUCAUUGCCAGCCCCCGUGUGCGGCUCCCUCCAGUUCCCUCUGCGCCCGCCUCCAGCUGAAUUUCCCCAUCCCUGCUUCCUCCCGGCCCCGACGUCCCUGGUGUCGGCCACGUGCAUCACCCCCAGACACACACCUCUCGGCGAGUGGAGCUCCCGCGUGCCGCCGCGUGGAUGUAAUUACCACUGCCUCCCAGCACGCAGAUCGAGCCAUGGCCGGCGAGAUCGACCACGGCUGCGGCCUGAGUGCCCAUCCAUUCCUCCCCUGUAGCUUCCUCUCCUUCCUCGUCGUUGUCACCUGCUAUUGGUUCCACGCCACGAGCUGACCCGUCUCAGGCCAGCGUCCCUGCGCCCAGCCGCUAACCGGUGACAUGGUCGCCCGCUGCCGGCCUCCUCCGUCACGCUCGUGAGCUUCUCCUCGCCGACCAGUGGUGAUUCUCAAGCUCCCUACGAUGAUCAGCACGGAGAAGCCAGCACACAAGGGUGUCAGCACCGUGGAGGCAGGGAGCUUGCUUGCCUUGAAGAUGACAUGAAGGAAGAGACUAUAAUUGUCGCACGUUCAUGAAGCCCUUGACUCAAGCAUCAAAGAGAAAUUAGUUGUUUAAGUAGCGGUGGAGGAAUAUGUGUGUCGAUGCAUGAUUUGAG
Messenger RNA from Triticum dicoccoides, 1080 nucleotides. RefSeq names its product classical arabinogalactan protein 9-like. The coding region runs from base 72 to 761 and encodes 229 amino acids. The transcript is spliced from 2 exons. The record is from RefSeq and is a predicted model, not a curated record. Lineage: Eukaryota; Viridiplantae; Streptophyta; Magnoliopsida; Poales; Poaceae.